AUGGCACUUGAUGAUCAAGUGCUCGUGGCACUGAUGAGGUUGCGCCUGGGACUGCUUCUCCAUGACCUCAGCUUUCGGUUUGAAGUAUCAACAGAUGCUGUCAGCAGGGUUUUCGGCUGCAUUGUGUCGGAGCUUGCCAGUUUCACAAGGAAAUAUCUGGGGUUUUGGUUGGCCAGAGACACAAUCAAAAGAACAUUGCCGGACGUCUUCGUCGACUACCAGUCUGUUACGUGUAUCAUUGACUGUUUUGAACUCUUUAUGGAGAGACCCACUAAUCUUAAUCGAAGGAGUACAACCUACAGUCAGUACAAAUCACAUAACACUGCAAAAGUCUUGCAUGUGAUUGCACAUAAUGGUUUUGUGAUGUCCAUCUCAAUACCAUACGGUGGUCGUCCCAGUGAUCGUUUCAUCACGUCAGACAGUGGCGUUGUAAAGCUCCUCGCACCAGGUGAUGAAAUUCUUGCAGACCGGGGGUUCACCAUAUCUGACAUAAUUCCUGUAGGUGUUAAACUCGCGCUGCGAAGCUUCUCAAAGGGCCGACCUCAAAUUGGUGUUCCAGAAGUGGUGGCUUCACGUCGCCUAGCUAGGCUGCGCAUUCACGUUGAGCGCUCAAUCAGACGUCUUAAAUGUUUCAGAAUAUUGAAACAUUUUCCCUCCAGCAUUUUUGCUAAAAAGCCACUGGCUAAGAUGUUCUUGUAGCCAUAGCUGGGUUGUGCAAACUUCAGCCCCUCUUGAUAAAGGAUGA
Molecule: messenger RNA, 745 nt
Organism: Ornithodoros turicata
Lineage: Eukaryota; Metazoa; Arthropoda; Arachnida; Ixodida; Argasidae
Exons: 1
Coding region: 1-699 (232 amino acids)
Source: RefSeq, a predicted model, not a curated record